Molecule: messenger RNA, 827 nt
Organism: Herpailurus yagouaroundi (jaguarundi)
Lineage: Eukaryota; Metazoa; Chordata; Mammalia; Carnivora; Felidae
Product: beta-1,4-galactosyltransferase 1-like
Exons: 2
Coding region: 249-770 (173 amino acids)
Source: RefSeq, a predicted model, not a curated record
CGCUCCAACCGACGGCCCCGCCCCCGCCCCCGCCCGCGCCUCGGGCGCACUUCUAGUCGCUGGGCGGCCGCGCUGGUCCGAGUCUCGGCGUUCCGCCGCCUGCCACCCGGAGCCGCGCUCCCCUGCCUCCCCUCCAGCCCCUCCCCCAAGAGCCGUGGUCGGGCAGCGCCUGGCCGGCGGCCCGCGGGCGGGCCGCCCCCCCUCCCCCCCGCGGUAGCCCACCCGCCUCUUAAAGCGGCGGCGGGAAGAUGAGGUUUCGGGAGCCGCUCCUGGGCGGCAGCGCGGCGAUGCCGGGCGCGUCCCUGCAGCGGGCCUGCCGCCUGCUCGUGGCGGUCUGCGCGCUGCAUCUUGGCGUCACCCUCGUCUACUACCUGGCCGGCCGCGACUUGAACCGCCUGCCUCAGCUGGUGGGAGUCCCUACACCGCUGCAGGGCGGCUCAAACGGCGCCGCCGCCAUCGAGCAGCCUUCCGCGGAGCUCCGACCCCGAGGGGCCCCGCCGCUGCCGCUUUUGGACGCUUCCUCAGAGCUGCGCUCGGGUCGCGACUCCAGCCCAGACGCGGACUCUCACCCCGGCCCCGCAAGCAACUUGACUUCGGCCCCAGUGCCCUCUACCACAGUGCUGUCGCUGCUCGCAUGCCCUGAGGAGUCCCCGCUGCUCGAAGCAGAGAAGGCCUUGGAGACUUCCCUGCUCUGGCCCUUGCCUCAAGAAGUUUUGGAGUUUGAGUUUGCUUCGGGCAUGGAGCAGCCUUCGCCCUGCCAAGUCUGGUAAGGACCAAGAGGCAGCUCAGAGUAACCCACUCCAGUUUAGGAAACUGAUGAUGAGGCC